Messenger RNA from Xyrichtys novacula (pearly razorfish), 7731 nucleotides. NCBI's taxonomy places the organism in Eukaryota, Metazoa, Chordata, Actinopteri, Labriformes, Labridae. The record is from the annotation of a GenBank genome assembly.
CCAGCGGCUGCCUGAAUACGGGUUUCAGCACGCGGACAGCGACCUUGUAUCCACUUUCACAACUUUUUACUAAUUAACCGACAAUUAAACAGUUAAAUUGUCCUCAAAACUAGGACGAAAACUUCGAAAUCAUGGCAAAUCCUCACCGGACAAAUGUGCUGGUGACUUCGUGUUUGAAAACGCCGGUGGACCCGCACACCAAGGCGCCUUUAGCCUCAUACGAGAGGGAGAGAGUGCUCCCAUACACGACAGCGGGUCAUAUGGACAACCGAGACUACGAAAAGGAGGUAAAAACUACCUAAAAAUCACAUUUGUAGUAGAAUCCAGGAUGUGGAGCAACAUUACGACAGCUAUUAGGUAAAACCAACUUUUAAAAAGUCAACACCUCAUUAACACUCCUUUUACCGAGACACAACACGUCAAAUACUUCAAAUUACUAUUAGGCAUUGUCAGAUAAAACGUCCUUUUUAAUGAUUUUGUAACAUUAUACAAUAUACAAUUGGGGUGACAACUAAUGCCGGGAAAGAGUAAGAGAAAGGAAAGUUUUUAAAAAAUAUAUUUUUUAGUCCUGCAAACAUGGAUUUAGACAAGGACAAAACGAGCAUAAUCCUCCCAAGCACCACAGAGGAAACACAGUUGAGGUACCUCUAGCUUCUUCUUGCUUUUACACAUUUCUAAUGUUGUUUAAUAUGUUUUUUUGGCAAUAUUGUGAAGGACAAAGAUUCUGUUUAUCUUAAAAUGUGAAUAAUGAAACCUAAAAUUGGUCCCCCACCCAUACAAAAAUAGUUAAAGCCUCUAGCGUUUGUUUUUAGGUCCUUUCAACAUUUAAUUUCCUAUUAGAUAAACUUGUGAUACUGUCAUUUUUCCCAACACACAUUUGUUUUUUAGAUCAACAGAGAAACACUGUCUGAUCUUGUCCCGCUGACAUUUCCAGGUCAGUCUGCCCGGUGGAAAGGAUUUGACCUGUAUAAUUUGUUAGCUGGACUAUUUUUGGACAUCCGUCUUGAAUAGCUUAUCUGGCUCCACAUUUGGUUUAUAAUCCCAAACAAUUAAUUACUCCCAUUUAACAACUCUGCUCCCUCAUCCCCGUGCAUGCAGCUUUUCCCCACCUCACUGGUUGAUGGUUUUGACAAACACUUCAUAGUGAUGUUAGCAGCAAUAGAGCCAGACACCUAACCUGAUGCAAGGUGUGUGUGUGUGUGUGUGUUGAGCUCUUUAGUGGUGGUAAGCCCUCCUUUUGUGCUUCACCAUAUGGCCCACGUCACUGCUGCAGCAGGGUAAUAGGCUUAGUCCUGGAGGAGACUGACUACCGCCGAGCAGGGUGGCUCUGCUCCAGGAGGACUGAGAGUUCAAAACAAUGUAUGAAACUAAUAAAUGUGUCCCAGGCGUCCUCAUCAAUCAUAAAGAAGUCGUUUGCUAAAGUCAUUUACUGUGCACAAGUGAAACUAUAUGCUGUUGAAUCACUCCACUGAGCCAACUUUAUUCAUUAAGAUUUGGACAGAAAGUUAUCACUGAUUAGAAAAUGAGCUUUAAAGUACUCGUGGCCUUUUCAGCUGGAGUACGAGGACUCAGGCUCUGAUUACUGUGACGAGGACUGUCUGGGGAAGGACGCUUCUUUCAUGCUGACAGACUUUAGAGCAGCAAGAGACCGCUUCGACCUGAGUGAGAUCUUCUUCUCCAACGAGGAGUACUACAGCAAGCUGGAGGAGCUGAAGAGGGCUCACCUCCGCACCAUGGCUGAGCUAGAGAGCAUGUACCGGCGGAAGCUGCAGCUCAAGUCCAUGGAGCCUCUGGACAUGGCAACGCUAGACACAGGGCACAGGUAGGGUCAAGAUUUUCUGAAGGACCUAAGUUCAAUUGUCUCUUCUUUCACAGCCUGUGUGUCUGUAUCUUGUUGAUUUAUUCAGUAACUCUUGCUUACUCUACCUCGCCUGUAGAGGGGGCUACAUCAAAACUAUACAUGACUAUUUUGCAAGUUACUAACCAGUGCAAUUAAACUUAUAUCUCCAUUUAUAAAACACAGUCCUAAAAAAUGAAGACGACAAAAAUAGUCCGUCUGAGCCAAAAUAACUUUUUAAGCUGAUUUAAUCUGUAGGGGAGACUGGGGUAAGUUGAGCCAAAGGGUAAGUUGAGCCAACCCCUGUUGCUUGGAAAUGGAUUUGAUCAUAUGACCACAUAUUUAGGAGAUGGGCAUCAAUUCAUGGAAUCUGUGAAGGUUAGAAGAACAUGGGUGAAGGUGUUAUACAUUUAUUUACAACAACAAAAAAAAAACAUUUUUCACUCUUGAAAGUGAAUUUAGUCUGUCAUAAGUUUUAUUAGAAUUGUGUUCAGACCAAAAAAGAUCAUUUUAAAUUUGUUUUAUACAUCAACUGUGGUAUCUAUGAGCUACAACACGAGGUCAAAAGUAUUAGUAUAUACAGUCUAUGUGUAUAGCAUGUGAUCAGUGUCAGAGCGCUCAGUGUUUCAAUUUAAACUUCAUUAGCAUGCGUUUAUGCAUGAGCAUAGAGCUGAGACAGAUAACGUCUUUUCAAAAUAAAAGCUGACGGGUAACCUCUUUUUAAACUAAAAGCAAACUUAAAAGAAAAUGUUCUUCCUGGUGGUCUGGUUUACAUUUGUAGAUGCUAAUGUUAAUUUUGGUCUCUUAUAACAGGUUAAAAGCUCCUCAAAAGGACUUUAAAAUAGUUUACAGUGUAUCUCACUAUAAUGUGUAGAUUUUUGAUAGCUGGGGCUUUUAAAAAAACUGCACUUAUUUUGUUUUUAUCAGGUUCAUGUGGAAAGACGGCAGCCCAGCAACAUCUCGCUGUUUGAGGAAGUCUUACUCUGCUUUUGAACUGAGGAGAGGCUCUGGUCAGUCUGACUCCUCAGACGAAGAAGAUGAAGCUGCUGGUAACUAUGUGGAGAAAGGUCUGCUUUUCUCCCCCAAAGAACACAUCAAGAACAUGUGGCAGGACUUUAAAAUGUCCCCUCACAGCCGUCACCUGUCCUCUUCCUCGCUGCACAGUCUGUCGCUGGACCAGAAGAGACCAGGAAGGGGUAAAAGACAGAAGCGGCACAGCCACAAAGACAGGGAGCAGGAUCUGUGGAAACACAGGGUGACCAUACCCAAACCUUUCCAGAUGAUGUUGCGGGAGGCUGAGAAGCGAAAGCGUGGCAUAAAGACACGCUCAGAGAUCGAGCUGGAGAACGCAGAGCUGAGACGACAGCUGGAGGAACUGACGGAGUGCCAGAGGAAGUUCAGAGCAAGCCCUGUACCAGCACAUGUUCACCUCCCGCUUUAUGAAGAGCUGCUGGAGAAGGACAAGGAGCGGCGGCACUCAAUAAAAGAGCGAGAAAAUCGUGCAAAUAACACUGCCCCAAAACCUUUCAGCUUCCUUGAGAGGGAGCGACUGAAGAAAGAACAGAAACAGCUGCGUCAGGCACAACAGGCAGAGAAGGAGAAAACCAAACCCUUCAAGGCCAAAGCAGUCCCCAAAGCAGUGUAUGCAGCAGCAUCAGGGGAGCAGAUGAAGGAAGAGCAGCUGUACCGCUCCAUCAAAAUCCAGAUGAGAGCUCAGGAGAUGCUCCACAGUGCUUCAAUGCCUCCCAGCAUGCUUGCACGACGACUCGACGAACGCAAGAAGACCAAAGACAGCGGUGCAGCCGAAGGGGACAACUUUCCUCAUAAACCCCAGAUCAACAAACAGGUACCCGACUUCGACGCCAGCUACAGACGAUUCAAGAAUCACUUGGAGAAACAAAAGGAAGUGAGGCCCACAACUGCAUGUGAACCCUUUGAGCUGAGGACGUCCCAGAUCUCCUCACACCGGGAUCGAAUCCUGGCCGACAUCGAGAAAGAGCAGAGCAGCCCUCGGAUGAUGAGAUGGCCGUACAUUAGCCCUAGAUCGUCUCGGACACCCAACUCUAGCCUCUGCUCAUCACUCUCUGGCAGCCUGGAGGUCCUGCCCACAAAAGUCACAGAUGCUACAAAGAAGCGACACGAGGCUGUGAGGUAUCGUUUGAGGUCUUCAAAGUCUUCCAUCAUUCUGGUCAAGAUAGAAAGAUCCCCAGAACUCUAGUUCCCUUUUCAGUCAUCAAGACCUCAAUCUCAACAUGCCCUGUGCUUGAACCCUAACAAAUCUCCUUCUCCUAACAACGCCCACACCCAUUCCAACGUGUUCAGUUCCCUGUAGCCAUACUCCUCAUCCUGCCUUCCUGAAGCCCCUACUUCAUCCACACCUUCCUGCAUCUGUGACCAGGUUGUCUCCCUGAGUAGAAAGGUGUUGGAGCAGAGGAAGAAGGCAGAGGAGGAGGAGCAGCGGUGGAAGGAGAAGCAGAAGCAGAGGGAGAAGAAGCUGCAGAGGGUGGUGGUGAAACGCGCCCACGCCAACGACCCCCACCAGGCACUCUCACAGACGCAGCACAACAAACUCAGAGAGUUCAGGUACCCUAAAAACCACAUAACUGCACCAUGAGGUGAACUGUAGGAGGUACAAUAAGAUACUCAGUGGUUCUUCGUCUUUCACAGGAAACAAGAGCUUCAGCGUAAGAAGGAGUAUCAGCUGGAGAUUAAAGAGAUGAAGCAGAGAGUGAAGGGGAGGCCACUGCUGCUGGAGCAGGUUGCACAAGUAAAUAAAAACAACACACUCUAUUGUACACAUGGAGCAAAGUGGUCAUCAUUUUCCAGUCAAUACACUUGUCUACUUUUUAAUCUCACGCCCAAGGCUGUUGUUAUGUAAAUAGUAAAUUAGCUUGUGCCGAAGAUAGCACCCAGGGGCAUGCUGGUUUUGAAUAGGGUAUGGUCAAAUACCAACUUAGACCCACAAAAACCAGGGUCAAAAUCUGAUGCCCAUGGCACAGGGCUGUACUGGCAUUUAAAGGGCAGAUGGCUGGCUGUACAAAACAUGCAUGCAGAUCAUCACAAACAAGAUCCCAUCCAGAACUCUCAUCAAGUCCUGACUUUUCUAUGAGUAAGGUAGUUAGCGCUGCUGGUCCAUGCGUAUAAAUGCAUGUAUGUGUCCACUUGGAAAUAAAUGUAUGUGUCCCUUUUAUAGGAAAUAUUUCAGUAGAUUCAACAGAAAUUCAUGCAGUGACACAACUCAUACAGUGGGCUGUGUGUAUUUUUCAGUGUAUUUGCAGGUGCAGUAGUAGAAGAGAGGCUCAAUGUGCCAACUAAAGCCUGGUGUAUUUAAGUGGCUGAAAUUCACUGUGUACAUAGUAACACCCCUGUCUGUAAGCACACCAGACUUUUAAUGGGAAUGAAGCAGAGGCGCUGAUCAGUGUAAACUUAUACACAUACAAAUAAUCAAAACAUGAAAUUCAACCUCUCUGCAUCCUGCACCUUAUUUAGUGCUCAGACUUUGCACCACUGAACUACCAAAGUGUGUGUUUUAGAUUGUUGAAACAGGGUCCUUGACUGUGGAGCCUCAAAUGCAUAUACCCCCCAAAUUUUCCACAGCUGUUUGCUCACAUGCCCCUCACAUUGUGGGUUCUUCCCUCUCAACAGGACAAUGCAGCAGAGAUCUACAAUGUGACAACUGUUUUUUCAUCAAUGCCAUUCAGUCUGUUUCACAACCAAUUAAAAACUCCACAGCUUUAAAUUUGCAAAUACCUCCACCGACUUUGGCUGAGAUGUUGUCGAGCAUAGGCACAUUUUUAAAAGAAGCAGCUUGUAAGAUGUAAAUUCAGGAAACAUUGAGCUAAAAAUAUCACAACAAAACUGGGAUAGUUUUGAGAGAAAGUUGAUAAACUACAAUCUGCUGAAUUUUAUAUCUUAAAUCACUGGUAUCUGGGUGUGUUUUUUCUUGAUUCAUCUAUACUUACUCUGACUCUUAAAUUUGCUUUGAUAACAGAGGAAUGCCAAACAGGCAGCAGAGAAGCGUUACACAGACGCCCUGCAUGGUUAUGAUCUGACUGAGGAGUUUGUCAGCAGCAAGGCGGGAAAAUCAGGGUUUGCACGCAAAGACUCCUCAUCCUCCAGCAGAAAUCAGAGGUAAAUAUGUGACCAUUGUAGGGCAGUCUGCUCUGUGUGUUCACAUUUUCUCACCGAACGAGACUGAUGAUUCAAAGGGAACUCCAGUAUUUUAAAAACUCUUUAGAGAAAUCUACUUACUUAGAGUCUAAAUGAUUAAAAGGGUCGAGGAGCUUAGAAAGGUGAGACACGUCUGAACUUUGAAGGGCCUCAUAUACAGAGGCUGUGGCCUUUGUUGCUGCUGUCCUUGGUUUUACACCCUACCAAAACCCUUUGCUGUAUGUCUUCCUCCACUCUCUACUCACAUUUCCUGUCUCUCUUCAGCUGUCUACUCAUAAAAGCACAAGAGAGAGCACAUAAUAACAAUUAAGUUUAAAUAACAGAAACUUUGACAUCAGGGUAUGUUUGUCACAGAUUUAUAAGCAUUGGUUCUUAACAAGAGGUGAUUUAUAUAUGUUUUUAGGUGUUUUUUUUUUCUUUUAUGAGGAAAAACUAAGAAGUUCCUUCUGUCAUUAUUAUAAGAGUAAAGACAUUUUUUGGUCUAAUUAAAUUGUUUGCCUCUGUUGUUAGUGAUCAAGAUGAGUCAGACACUGGACAUCAACCUGUUCACUACAGGAAAGUGUUUUUGGAUGAUGAAGACUCAGAGGGUGAUCCAAAGGAAAGAGAAGCAGGGAGUGAUGAGGCCUCAUCAAACCAGUGUGGUGGAGAGGAUGGCGGCAGUCAGCACUCAGACCAGGAGGAUCAGGGGGAGGAUCAACACUACUCAGAUGACAGUUACCACUACUCAGAUGAUCAUGAGAGUUACUCAGAGGACAGCGAGCACGAUGUCGACACUAAACAGCAGGAAAUUGGAGAGUGAUGUCAGCUAACAACAUGAUAUGAGUGUCUGAUGUUUUGGCUUUACACAGUGGUGGGCAGCAAUGAACAAAAUUGAACACAUAAGGAGGAGGAGGAACACUGCUGAGGGAGCUUUUUAUUCCUAGACUGAUAAGAUCUUAUACUUUAUUGUAAAUAUGAUGUAGCCUACAUAAGGAUGUAAGAUAGGAUAUCUUUACCAUCAGGUGUCUGGCAAUUAUUAGUUUUUCAACAUACAGACAGGUGUACCUUUUCAUGAGUAGAAUAUUCAUGUAAAGAGAUUUUGGUAACAGUCAUUGAUCAUGUGCACUGCAAACUGUUUUGUCUUUUUAGAAAGACCAUCAAUUGCGAUUUUGUUUUUUACAUACAUGCUUUUUUACCACAGUGAAAAUGUCCUCCAUCAAAUUUUUAAAAGAGUUUAGUAAUAAAUACUCUGUGCAUAGUCCUUAUGAAGCACUGGUCACAAAGUUGUACAAACCUAAAAUUACAGCAAUUUCCCCCUGUUUUUAGCACUACAGUGUUUCAGAAACAUUGUGUAAAUAUUUAUGAGUCACUUUUUAUCGCAUUCAGAGCAAUAUUGUGAACUUUGUCAUAUUUGUUUUUGUUGUAAAAAUAUAUCAAACAUGUGAAUGUUGACUCUCAGUGAUGUCACUCUACUUUCACCGUAUCUAUUGCAGUUUCUGAUUCAUUAAACACAAUGAAAUAAAAAAAAAAAACAGUGAGGAUCUUGACUGUGAAAUGGUUUAAUACCUGAGACAAGUAGUGCUAUUUAAUAACACUGAGCUUGUUUCUUGACCCAGAGCAGAAGUUUUACAGUUAACAUUUUUAUUUCACAGUUAGUGUUAAGAUAAAUGUUUUGCUUCACAUUUAUCAUUGAGAUUCAUAUCACACAUUCAUAUAAAUCAAAUUUGUUUAAAACAUUAAAAUUG